Molecule: messenger RNA, 558 nt
Organism: Besnoitia besnoiti
Lineage: Eukaryota; Apicomplexa; Conoidasida; Eucoccidiorida; Sarcocystidae
Exons: 3
Coding region: 1-558 (185 amino acids)
Source: RefSeq, a predicted model, not a curated record
AUGGAACGCAAGCUGGAUCGCAAGCUUACCGUUGAGAUCCAACGGAGGCCUCAGCGGUCUCAGACUAGCAUGAGAUCGUCUGGGAGCUUGAGAGUAGACGGCGGCUCCAGCGACCCCAGCCAAAUCCCUCAAGCUCUUACUGAGUGCUACGCGCCUGAGGAUUUUGACGAAUCUUCUUCCCUGGUGAUCUGUAACUUCCCGCCUGGCUGUCAACCCUUCACCGCACGAAACUAUGUAACAUGGUGGGGUCCAGUUAUUCGAAUCGAGCGUGCACCAUCCUUGAGUCAGGAGGCAAACUUCAUUGUCGUUUUCGCUGCGCCCGAGUUCGCACAGAAAUACCUCGAGUGUGGUCCGGUUGUCUACGAGGACGGGAAGACGAUGCUCUAUAGUCGGCGAGUUGAUGAACGUGUGACAGUUUGGCGAAAGAUAUCGACUUACUGGAGUGGGGUGAGUCUGAAGGAGGAUCGCGCUUGGUUCUACCACUGCGCCGGCUUACGAGAUCUAAAGCUGCUUGUGUGCAUCGAGACAUUAUUCACUACACCCGAGACAUGCACCUGA